Molecule: messenger RNA, 1918 nt
Organism: Phymastichus coffea
Lineage: Eukaryota; Metazoa; Arthropoda; Insecta; Hymenoptera; Eulophidae
Product: homeobox protein engrailed-2b-like
Exons: 2
Coding region: 157-1137 (326 amino acids)
Biological process (GO): regulation of transcription by RNA polymerase II; neuron differentiation; multicellular organism development
Cellular component (GO): nucleus
Molecular function (GO): DNA-binding transcription factor activity, RNA polymerase II-specific; RNA polymerase II cis-regulatory region sequence-specific DNA binding
Source: RefSeq, a predicted model, not a curated record
CGUCACGGCCCCCGCUCAACACGACUCUCUAGCAGCCGCUGCAAGCGUCGCGCCGUUCGAGGCUGUUGAAAGCGUAGUGCAGCGCGCAGGCAGCCGGCCGUGCACUCCUCGCGUCGUCGCGGCGGGCGCGGGCCCGCGUCGCACGCUCGCCCGGCGAUGAGUGUGGCCCUGGCAAGCAUGGACUCGGCUUACGGAUUGAGCAGACUCGCCCUGAGCGGCAUCAGCGUGCACCAGCACCUGCUGCACUUGCAGCAGCAGCAGCAGCAGCAGCAGCACCACCACCACCACCUCCACCACCACCUCCGCCAGCUGCCCGACGCCUCGUGCCCCGCGACCUCGCCGUCGGGCGCCUCGGCGGCGGCAGCGCUGCGCUUCAGCGUGGUCAACAUUCUCAGGCCGGACUUCGGCCGGGAGGCCAUCGCCGCGCGGCCGGCCGAGGCCUCGAGCGCCGCGAGCAAGAGGACCCCCAUCCGAGUGACAGCGCUGCCGGCGCACAGCCCCCUGGCGCUGGCCCGCGACCUGAGCGCCCUGAGCAGCCGCCACUCGCAGUCGCCGCGGCCGCGGCCCAGCCAGUCGCCGCUCGAGCUCGCCCCGAGCUCGGCCUCCACCCUCAGCCGCAGCGCCAGCCUCGAGAGCCUCGCCAGCAGCCGGAGCUCGGUGGCCGGCAGCUCGGUCAACUCGCCGGCGGCCUCCAGCGUCGGCGCCGAGUCCCUCGGUGCCGAGUCCAGCGCCGGCCAGCAGAGCCUCUGGCCCGCCUGGAUCUACUGCACCAGAUACUCCGACAGGCCCUCUUCGGGACCGCGCUCGAGGCGAGUGAAGCGCUCGCAGAAGAUCAAGACGCCGUCGGUGCCGGACGAGAAGCGGCCUCGCACGGCGUUCAGCGCCGAGCAGCUGGCCAAGCUGCGCGACGAGUUCGCCAAGAACAAGUACCUGAACGAGGAGCGCCGGCAGAAGCUGUCCAAGGACCUCGGCCUGAACGAGCAGCAGAUCAAGAUCUGGUUCCAGAACAAGCGCGCCAAGAUCAAGAAGGCCACCGGCCAGAAGAACCCGCUCGCGCUGCAGCUGAUGGCCCAGGGGCUGUACAACCACUCCACGGUGCCCGUCGACGAGGACGCCGAGGAGGGCCUGUCCAGGUAGGCUGCCGCCGGCCGCGCAGCCUGCGACUAGUUGGCACCGUGCUUCCCCUCUCGCGCGUCCUCGGGUCGGCGUGUUCUCGUCCGCCUCGUCGCAAGACUGUCCUGGCUGUAGACUGCAAUAGACUGUACUGCCUCGCUUCAGGCUCCUUAGUUCUUAAACUUGUAUGUAUCUCGCUAUUCCGUAUUUGAUGUAUGCAUCCGCGUGCUCAGCCAGAGAUUAUUAUUAUUUAUUUCGAUGUAUAUAGACUGUAUAUAGCCCCUGAUGGUAUCUUGUUUGUCCAUAUGUAUAUGUGUAAAUGCGAUACAGCUGCCCUCGCAGUUGACAUCCAUUGCGUACAAAGAUUAUCUAAAUAAUUAUCAUUAUGCAGUAGGCUCGAUACUCGAUCGCAUGCGUCCUUUCUAUCGUUCUCGCUUGCAGAUUUUCAACCGUAGGACUUGCGUUUCGUUGUAUUGUGCGUCGCAGACAAUUGAAUCGAUGUAAUGAGUAUAUCGUACAGAGCUUCCGUUUAUGCACUAAUCAUGUCUAAAUAACAAAGCCCAGUGAGUUAGAUUCCCAGUUAGUUCGCGCUUCGCAUCGCAAAUCAACGUCAUCACACCGUCGUCUAUCGCCAUAACGUUGUGUACGAAAUGAUCUCAUUGAACAUGUGUAUGCGUGUAUAUAUAUAUAUUUACCUGUUACGUAUAUGACAUUGUCUCGGCCACGCUCGAAUCUCUUGUAGAGAACAGUGUAACGAACUUAUACAUCUUUCUAAUCGUCCUAAGCUGAUAUUUAUUAGCGAUUA